Acanthoscelides obtectus is the source of this 2059-nucleotide messenger RNA. The record is from the annotation of a GenBank genome assembly. Lineage: Eukaryota; Metazoa; Arthropoda; Insecta; Coleoptera; Chrysomelidae.
CGUGGUUUGACAAAUGUCACGUUUUAGGUUAGGUCGUGUUGUUUUGAUUAGUAUUUGGACUCGGAAAAAAGUACCUUGAAAAUCAUCCGCAAGUAUUGAAAUGAUAACAUUGUUCAUAUUAUCUUCUUUUUCACCUUGCAGAUAGAAUGCAGAUUAUAUGCAGACUUUCACGUAAAAUUUUUAGUAAAUAUUUAAUAGCUGCUAGUGUUAGAAAUAUGUCCAAGUGUACAGUUGCUGUCUGCCAGUUUACAGCUACAAAUAACAAGGCUGCAAAUUUAAAAACUGUAAAGACACUGGUCGGUCAAGCUAAGGAAAAACAUGCCAAGAUAGCAUUCCUGCCUGAAGCCUCAGAUUUUAUUGCUUCUAACAAAAAGGAAGCUAGAGAGUUAGCAGAAUCUAUAAAUGGAGAUUUGAUGAAUGAUUACAAAUUGAUUGCUAAGAAUAAUUCAAUGUGGUUAUCAAUUGGUGGUUUUCAUGAAAAAGUUGAUGAGGAUACAAUCUAUAAUAGCCAUAUUCUGUUGGAUAGUUCAGGUGAAAUCAAAUCAAUCUACAGAAAAAUACAUCUAUUUGAUGUGGCCAUUCCAGAAAAAAACAUAUACCUGAGAGAAUCUGACUUAAAUGUAGGAGGGUCACAGAUAUUUCCUCCUUCUGGAACACCUGCCGGACUUAUGGGCUUGGCAAUAUGCUAUGACCUAAGAUUCCCAGAACUGGCGAUACUACAGACAAAGAUGGGAGCCCAGAUUCUGACUUAUCCAUCUGCUUUCACCCACAGUACAGGUGAAGCACAUUGGGAAGUACUGCUAAGAGCUAGAGCUAUUGAAAAUCAGUGCUAUGUUGUUGCUGCUGCACAAUUUGGGAAGCAUAAUCCCAAGAGAACAUCUUAUGGGCAAGCAAUGAUCAUAGAUCCAUGGGGCAAAAUUCUAGCAGAAUGUCCAAAAUACACAGGAGAAGCAGAUACAAAUGAAAGAAUUGCAAUUGCCGACAUAGACUUGGAUUAUUUGAAAAAGGUCAGACAAGAAAUGCCUGUUCAACAACAUAGAAGAAACGACAUCUACGACUUGAGCAUCAUCAAUUGUGAAUCUGCCUCUAUUGAUGAUGAUGAAACGUUCAAGUUUGCUGAUAAAGUUGUACCUGGAUCUACUGUCUUUCUCAGAUCAAAGUACUGCUAUGCGUUUACGAAUAUCAGAUGUGUUGUGCCUGGGCGUAUCCUUUUUGAAUUGAAAAAAGCUUGACUCUGUACUUUUUCUUAUUGUCGAUCCAAAGAUAAAUUGUUUUCCAAUGUAGACGAUGCGAAAACAUUUUAUUCAUAGAAGAAAGAAAAAAGAUACGACUUACAAAUUGUUUUUUUCGCUAAGGGAAAGUUUUUUUAGGGUUCAAUGAUCAUUCUGACUAAAUGAGGUGUUGAGUUACUUUUCUGUAAAGUUGAGCGUUUUCGAGUUAUAAGCGAUUUCAGGUAAGGUUUGCACUUUAAAUAUGACCAUCUUCAAUGCUUUAAAACUUGUCAAGUGUCUACAAGAAAUCCUGAUUUCAAAAUCGUCACACCUACUAAACUACUAAUAAUGUUCUCUUGCUUACGGAACGUUCAGUUCAUCUUCGAGUCGCCAAUUUUAAUAAAUACGUUGCUACAUUUCUCCUUAACAACCGACAGAUGUCUUGAUUACAACAUACAGACCGGCUCCAAGAUUAGUAGAUUUAACUCAGCAUGAAAUUGCUGAUCUAUUUCAAGUGACUGUUAAUGUGCAAAGAAAAAUGGAGAUCGAACAUAAAUCUACAUCGUCGACUAUAUGUGUUCAGGACGGUCCUUUUGCUGGCCAAACUGUUGCGCAAGUACAUGUUCAUAUUCUACCGAGAAAGGAGGGCGAUUUUCAGAGAAAUGACGACAUUUACCACCAGUUAGCGAAACAUGAUCGAGACGAAAAUCCUCAACCUCUUAGAACACCACAAGAAAUGACUCAAGAGGCGAAAAAAUUGCGACGAUAUUUUAUGUAACUUUUUAUAAGCAUUUAUAAACAUCUGAAUUUAUAUGUAUGAUAUUAUGUACAUAAUAAAUGUUUUAUAG